Messenger RNA from Nanorana parkeri, 1071 nucleotides. Its product is annotated as gastrula zinc finger protein XlCGF17.1-like. The record is from RefSeq and is a predicted model, not a curated record. The transcript has a single exon. Lineage: Eukaryota; Metazoa; Chordata; Amphibia; Anura; Dicroglossidae. The coding region runs from base 1 to 1071 and encodes 356 amino acids. Gene Ontology annotation, biological process: regulation of transcription by RNA polymerase II. Gene Ontology annotation, molecular function: RNA polymerase II cis-regulatory region sequence-specific DNA binding; DNA-binding transcription factor activity, RNA polymerase II-specific.
AUGAAUAUUUCUUGUUCUCCACCAGGUGGUCGCUAUGUCUGGAAUACCUCGGAGGGACAUCUUACUUUAUCUUCAGAUUGUAAUGCAAAGGAUUACCACAUCGUACAAUAUUCUCCAGACGUAAAUCCCAUUACUAGUAUUCCGGAUCCAUCUAGUUCUAAGGGAUCUUUCAGCCACGACAGAAAUCACGCAGUGCAGCGUUCAUUGUCAUGUUCGGUGUGUGGGAAAACUUUUGCUGAAAACAAAGACCUUCUUAUACACAAGAGAAGUCACACAGCUGAACGUCCCUAUUCAUGCUCAGAGUGUGGAAAGUGUUUCACGGAAAAAAAAAUACUGCUGAAACACCUGAGAGGUCACACUGGUGAGCGUCCUUUCUCGUGUUCACAGUGUGGGAAAUGUUUUAUUCACAAGGGAGAUCUGCUUAGACACGAGAGAAUUCACAUGGGUGAACGUCCUUUUUCAUGUCCAGAGUGUGGAAAAAGUUUUAUCCACAAAGGUGACCUUCGUAGACAUCAAAGAAUUCACACAGGCGAGCGCCCUUUUUCAUGUUCAGAAUGUGGCAAAAGUUUCAUGCACAAAGGAGACCUUCUUAAACACCAGAGAAUUCACACAGGUGAACGUCCUUUUUCCUGCUCAGAGUGUGGGAAAAGUUUCACUGAGAAAGGCACACUUGUUACCCACCAGAGAAUUCACACGCGUGAGUAUCCUUUCUCUUGUUCAGAGUGUGGGAAGUGUUUUGCUGUUAGAGGAAAACUUGUUAUACACAAGAGAAGUCACACAGGUGAGCGUCCGUUUUCUUGUUCUGAGUGUGGAAAAUGUUAUUCCGGCAAAGGAAAACUUAUUGCUCACCAAAGAAGUCACACAGGCGACAGCCCUUUCAAAUGUUCAGAAUGUGGAAAACGUUUCAACCAGAAGGCAGACCUUCUUAAACACCACAGAAUUCACACAGGCGAGCGGCCUUUCUCAUGUUCAGUGUGCGGAAAGUGUUUUGUUCAGAAAGGAAACCUUCUGAAACACCAGAAGACCCAUGCGGCGCAGCACCGAGAGCCACAAACACAAGAUGCCAAAUGA